AUAUAUUAACAUACAUGUACAUAUCUAUGAGAUCUUGAACCAUUAACACAUUUAAGAGCCUAAAUCAGUUCAGUGUUUAUAUUUUGAAUGUGCCAAUAUUAAACAAUGUUGAAUUGUUUUUCCUGGAGAGAUCAUUGUACAAUUGACAGCUAGAAACCAAUAUUUCUUAUCAGUCCAUAGGUUAAGUACAGUAUAAACCCUUGUAUACUCUGUGUAUGUGUCAGCCUAGCCCCGGGGGUGAGUGUAAUUCAUGGACCGUCCCCGGGGGACAGGACAGAAACACUGACACAGCGAGAAUCAGGAAGAUUAUAAUAGCAACAACACUUCCUAUAACAGGGGAUAAACAAGCUUUAAGUUUGGUCCACUCUCAAGAGACUGUCUCCACCUCGACCUCUGAGUAUGAGCUGACGGUCAACAUCACGGGCACUGACCCCAGUAAACAGUACCGCCUGGGCUAUGGAACCACCUCCGAGAACCUAACCUGGGUUGAGCUGGCCGGGGGUGAUGCUGCCACCUACCUCCUGUAUCCAGUCAUUGGACUCAACCCCGGGGUCACUUAUAGGGUCAAGGUCGAAAAAUCUGGGGCAGAUAUCUACAAUCAGGAGGUCACAACCAACCCACUACCACCGGUGAACAUCCUGGUCACAUCAGCAGGAACCCACUUCCUGACCAUCACCUGGGAAACGGACCCCGGGAGUACCCAGGAUGGGGGCCGAGUUCUGUUAUCCUCCAACGGGUCAGAGGUUAUGACCUUUGAAGCGACCUCUGGAAAACAGGUCAAUGCCACGAACCUUCAGCCUGGGGUCAGGUAUUCCAUCAGUGUGAUAACGCUCAGUAGAGGGAAGGCCAGCGUGGAGUCCCAGCCCCACGCGGACAACACCGUGCCCCUAGCCCCCACUCUGACCUCUGUACAGGCCGUGGACACCAAGACCCUGAUGAUUACCUGGACUACCCAGGGAGACCAUGAUGAUGUGCUUUUGACAGCCAUCUACAACGACACGACCAACGAGGAGAAGACGCAGAAGCUGACCUGUAGGAUGCUGUUCACGUUCUGCCUGGUGGACGUCCUCGGGGUGCCGGGGCAGAAGCUGCUGAUCCAGGGCUACACCACCCUGGGGCAGAGGCAGAGUAAUCCCUACAGCACCUACCACUCCACAAAACCAGAGACAGUGCUCGGUCUGCUAGACAACUCCAGCUCCACAUCUCACCUCCAUCUCACCAUCCUACCCCCAUCCUACUCCUACUUCAACCUGUACAACAUCGAGGUGUUCCGAGACAACGACUCGGAGCUAGUGUUCGAUCAGAACAUCUCGCUGGCUCGCGACGAGACGGACAUAUUCCUGUGGAACUUGACAGCUGGAACUCUCUACAACUUCUCCGUGACGACGCGAACUAUCUGGGAAGAGAGUGACAUAUUCUCCACAGAGUUUGUGACAUAUCCGAAUAGUCCAGAGAAUCUCCAAUUAACAGAGGUCACGAACUCUAGCGUGACCUUGACCUGGAUGCCGGUGGCCUCUGGUGGCUUAGAUUACUACCAGUCCAGUAUAUCCCCGCGGGAAACACUCACCAAGUCACCUGUCUUGCAGUACAAUCUCCAGGUGAGAGAGGUGACCUUCAGUAGCCUUGUCCCCGGGAAAAACUACUCGGUCGAUGUUCGCGCUGCCAAACAGAAGAAGCUGAGUCCCCGAAUCUCUGCCGAAUUCCUCACUUUGCCAAAUCCCCCGGAAAUGGUCAACAUCACUCCCAUCAGUGGCAGAGAGCUGGAUGUUGAUUGGUCGCCACCGGCCAAUGGAAUAGUGGAUUACUACACUUUGUAUCUGACAUCUGACCACGCCCAUCAGAUCAACGUUACGGAUAAGGUGUUCAUCAGCUACCACAGGUUUACCUCGCUUCACCCCGGGGAGACCUACACGGUUCAUAUCCGGUCACACGUGGCCAAUGUCAUGAGUUCAGAGGUCACCAUGUCAGCCAUGACCUAUCCAAGUUCUGUGGCCGAGCUGUAUGUGGAAUACGUGGGGACCCGGUCUGUCAACAUCUCAUGGCCACGCCCCAACGGCAGUGCCUUUGACACGUUCGAGAUCGCCAUAGACCCUCCCCAUGUCAACGCCCCCAUACGCAUACCUGAUGCUGAUGACAUCUUACAGUACACUUUCACUAACCUGACCCCAGGUCAGCUGUACAAGAUCUCCAUAGCAACAGUCAACAGUGGAACUCAGAGUGAUCAGGCCAGCGUUUAUGUCAUCACAGAACCCCUCCCUGUGGAGGAGCUGAAUGUGACCUCGGGUGACCCUUACACCCUCAACGUGGAGUGGAGCACCCCAGACCCUGCACAACAGCACCACUUCAAUCUGCAGUACCAUGACUGGUUGGACAGUGGGAAUACUUCCUUCCCCAUGGUGCUCGCCCUCCACGACCAAUCCAAGUACGAGACCCACAUCCUCAGCCUGAAACCGGGUCACCAUUACUCGGUGUACGUCCAGGCUAAGCAGGUCAAGGACACAGGAAACGGGUCACUGGUGGCGUACAGCGCGUGGCAGAGUGUCAACAAGACGACCAAGCCAAACAAAGUGAUGAACUUGAUGUACACAGCGUCACACGACAACAUCCUUCUGACCUGGUUGCCAGGCAACGACAGUAUGCAGGACAGUUACUUUGUGUGGUACCGGGCUCGUCUCCAUGGCGACUACAGCCAGUGGAUGAAGAAUAUUAGCAGUGAUACGCGUAUCGAGCUUACGUCGUUGUUCCCAGGACUGAUGUACGAGAUGGUGGUGUUCGCAGUCAGCCAUUCCGAAAUGAGUCCGCCCUCGGUCGUGUCAGCUCUCAUGUCUCCUCUGCCUCCCAGCGAUGUAAUGGUGACCGCCAUUAGCAAUGACAGCCUCUCUCUGAAUUGGACGUUUAACAGUAACGCCACCUUCGUGGAGAGCUGGAAUGUUACACACACCAGUCUAAUUGACGGAACCUCAGAAACGGCAACAAUCCUAGCCAACGCCUCGCAGAAUGUCAUCAAUUAUAACGUUACUGGACUCACUUCUGGACACACCUAUAGCAUCUCCAUCUACAGUGUUGUCCAAAAUGUGGUCUCUGAAGCUAUUAGCCUAAAUGUCUCAGUCAAGCCAGACAUAGAGACGGUUUUAUCAGAAGGCACCGUUGGCAGUAAUAACCUGACAGUGUCGUACACACCGACAGACAACUACUUUCAGUUUUAUGUCUUUGAGCUGCUGUCCCCAUAUUCGGUCCAGAGGAAGGACAGAAACGACUCGGACCGCAGCGUGGUGUUCUCCGGGCUGCAGGGCGGGACCAAGUACACGGUCAGGGUCAUGGCUGUCAGCGGGGACCAGUCUAGUCCCCCGAGGUUCAUACUAAUUCGCACUGUCCCAGAGUUGCCCUUUGUGGAGAGAGAGAUGACUGCCAAUUACAUCAAGUUGAAAAUCCACAAGCCCCCAGGGAUUGUUGAUACCUACAAUGUGAGUUGUUCGCAGAACUGUGGAUCACAGUCCAGGCCUGCCAAUCAGACGAUAGUCGAGCUAGAGUUUGGUCCCUUGAAUCCCUACACGGAUUACAAUUUCGUUAUUCAAGCCAUCGCUGGGGACAAAGUGAACUCGCUAUUUGUCUACUCCAGAACGGAAGAAUCAGCCCCCUCUGCUGUGCAAAAUCUGAACGUGGUUGAGAUAUCACCUAGAACUGUAAAUGUGAGCUGGUCACCCCCAAUGUAUCCGAAUGGAAUCGUCCGGUCUUAUCACAUUACAUACACAGCUGAGGAUGAAACUGGACAUAUAAUGGACCAAGGACAGGCCGACAUUACGGUGACCCCGGAACUAUUGAGUGCCCAGACCUUCAGACAGAAGUUUGUGGACCUGAAGGCCGGCCUGAAGUACACGUUUAGAGUUUCAGCUAAAACAGUCCUUGCAAAUAUUCCAGAGAAAGCUGAAAUUGUCCUACGCACAUAUAAUCCACCGAUUAAAGAUGGCUUAACUCUGAGCCAGACCAAACCAAAACAGUUGACAUCCGGGGGUCAAACUGUGACCCCUACAACCAUCACCGCCAACUUCACCAACGCCUUCUCGGACAAGUACGGCCCCAUCCAGGCCUAUAUUGUCAUAAUAGCCACCGACGCCGACGAAGAGCACAUCAAAACCAGCACGCUGCCCGACUGGAAGGCAGCACAGGUCAACCCGAACAUCAAGGCCUAUCAGACUGUGCGCAACUGCUCCGACUUCUUCCUCCCAUCGUCUUCCUGCGGACGAGCGCGCAAUGUGCGCAGCACAGGGGGAGAGAAGAGCUUCAAGGUGUUCGAGAUCGGAGUGGAGGCAGAGUGUGCUAACGUGCCGUACUGUAACGGUCCGCUCAAACAGAAUACUAAGUACUAUGUUAGACUGAGGGCGUACACUGCGGGGGGAUACGCUGACACCGCUUACUCUGAUCCCAUUGUUACAGGAACGGUCCCUGAUCCAGAUGAAGGACCAGGCACAGGGGCCAUCAUUGCCGCUGUGGUCAGCUCCAUCUUUGUUGUUCUCUUCAUCAUCGCUGUCUUCUUUGUUCGUCGUCGAUUUCAGAAUAAGAGCCCGGGACAUACCCCUGGAGGACCGUCUCCUAGAACCAGCUUCAGCCGGCACAAGAAGAGCCAUGAAGUCAAGGUGGCAGACUUUAAGGACUACAUUAAGACCCUGUCUGCAGACUCGGACUUUAAAUACGCAGAACAGUUUGAGGACCUGAAAGAAGUGGGACGAGAACAGACUUGUUCUGCAGCAGAGUUACCGGUGAACCGCGGGAAAAACCGAUUUACCAAUAUUCUGCCGUACGACCAUUCCCGAGUGAAGCUGCUUCCGACAGAUGAUGAAGAGGGGUCAGAUUACAUCAAUGCAAACUACAUGCCGGGUUACACCUCUAAGCGAGAGUACAUCGUGACCCAGGGACCCCUCCCCUCCACGAGGGACGAUUUCUGGCGGAUGAUCUGGGAGCAGAACAUCCGUAACAUUGUGAUGUUGACCAGGUGCACCGAGAAAGGCAGGGAGAAAUGUGAUCAUUACUGGCCGCCACACUCGGACGCCAUGUUUUACGGUGACCUGCAAGUGGCAGUACUAACGGAGACCAGGUUUCCUUCCUGGAGCAUCACAGAAAUGAAGAUAGCUUAUGGUAAUGUAACACGACCCAUCAGACACUUCCAUUUCACCGCUUGGCCGGACUUCGGGGUCCCGGAGCGACCCCAGAGCUUGAUCAAGUUUGUACGCAUCGUGAGGGACCAGAUGAUCAGAGAGUGUGGCCCAAUGCUGGUCCACUGCAGUGCGGGUGUCGGACGAUCAGGGACGUUCAUCGUACUGGACCGCCUCCUACAGGAAAUCAAGGAGCGAGACACGUUGGACAUCUUUUCCAUCGUCCACGACCUGAGGAAGGAGAGGGUGUGGAUGGUGCAGACAGAGCAACAGUACGUGUGUGUUCACCAGUGUCUGCUCUGUGUCCUAGAGGGACGAGAAGAGGAGCAUGUGUAUCAAAAUCUCGGAAUCGCUAACGCCGCCUUCGACGCUGAUGAUGAAGGGAUAAAUGUGGAAAUCCCUUGAGGGGCCUCCUUUCCCCAGUGUUAUUAUCUGUAUAUCAUCGCAAGUUGCUGUUUUCACUAACAUAGAAGCAUACCGAUACAUCAAGGCUGAUCAAAUGACACAUUUCAUAGCUUUCAGAAAUUGUCAUACAUGUAUGGUAUUGAACACAAUUUUUUGUGAAUUAUUUUUCACUUCAAAGACGAUUCUGUUAAACUGUAUAAUGUUUUUGUAAACGCAUUGUAUACAAGUUCUCAAGUUUCUUUUUUUUUUCAUUAGAAUAUAAUUCAGUAUUUAAUCAUGCAAAAGAACUUGUUGAAAUAAUUUUAUAAAGAAUUAGUUAAGAGGCGUAAGAAAUUGCCAAAAAUAUUAUUUUUUGAUGAUUUGAAUAUCAGUGAAAAUCCAUGAAGGACUUUUUUUUUUAAAGAUAUUGUGUUUGUUGAUGCAACUUUUUCCCGGAUAUGCAUUUAUUUUUUACGCAUAUCAUACUUCACAACGAAAUGCAGAAUACAGCUUAAUUUGUUUUGAUGCAUGACGCAUCAUUCUUAAAGCAUGUUUUGUGCACAGUUUAUACUGCCAGUAACUCAUACAAUCUUGUACCGUUGACUUAUCAGAGGUACGUGUAGUGAUCAAUUAAUUUUUUCUCAUUAAAUGAUAAGAUUUUUAUGCCAUGUGUGUUUUUUUUAAUUAUCAUGUGUAUAUUAUAUAUAUCUUUGGUCGUGAUAUUGUAAGGUUGUGCGAUUUGUCAUAUCAUCUUUGUUGGUGCUGUGAAGCCUUUUUGUAAAUAUAUCCAUUCCAAAAUCUUUGUACAUCUAUUGUUUUAUUUUUUAUAUUGAUAUUUAUUAUGAUUAUAUGUAUUUAUUGUUGGGCCAUGUCGUUUUUUUUGUGUACUACUAUUCUUGUAGUGGAAAUCUUCCCAUUAAGCAUUGGAAGUCAGAUUUAGCUAAGAAUUAUAAUGUCAUUGAUGAAAUAUCAGAUUAUCAACGAACAUUUCCUCAGUAUAUCUGCCAUUUUCUAUUUCUGUAUACAGUGUGUGUUUAUGCAUGUAUAAUUACUAUGUACAUGUACAUACACACAAAAUUGAUUCCACUUCCCCAGUCAACCAGAAAUUGGGAACAUUAUUUUUUUUUAUUGUUUAAAACAUUUCAUACAUGUAUAUUUGUCACAAAAAAUGAAUUCUUUAUAUUUUUUUUUUGAAGAACAAUUUUUACUGUUACAACUGUUUUCUGUAAUUAGGAGGGAUUAAUUGUUUAUACUUGAACAAUGAAUUAAUUAGGAACAUUUUUGGGAUUUAUGUAACUAUAUCAUUGCAAAAAAGUUUUCUGAUUUUUUCCCAGCAAUUGAAAUUCAAUUUACAUGCUUUUAUUGCAUCUUAAGGUGCCAUGAUAUUUUUGUACAUGUAGAGAUAUUUUAUAAAGCUAUUCUUUGUAGAGUUUAUUAAGGUUGUUAUGUAGUGCCUUAUUUAGUAUGAUCUGUAAGGAGUGUCUGAGUCUCUCAUACUCUUUAUUCAAACUCAACAUUGGGGCAUUAUUCCAAGAAUCUGUAAGAUUUGAUAUUAAAUUUUUUUUUUUGUAUUUUACCAAUUUUUUUGUUUUUUUUUAGUACAAUGUAUCAAUUUAAUAGAAUAAAAUGGAAGUUCUGUGUACAAGAUAAUUAUUUACAUCCAAAUUUGUUUUUGUAACACUUAACCUUAUUGGCAAUGUGCUUCAAUUUAUUCAACACAGAGCCUAAUUUUUAUUCGCAGCAACUUUAUUUCACUUUUUAUCAGAGAUGAAUCAAUUUCCUGCUGCUAAUUUUCGCGCCAAGCCUUAUAGAUCUAAACCUGUGUUGUUAAACCCAUUUUGCAAGGACUGGUUUGCCGCGGGAUACAUUUAGUGGAUAAUCUCUCGUGAACCUUGCUGCGAAAAUUGUCUUGCAUGCGAAUAAAAGUUAGUUAACAGUUACUGAUUUUAAAACAUUCAAGUUAAUUAAUUGUCUUGCACAACAGUUGUGCCUUGACGAAAUUGAGCAGGGCGAUAUUUUUUACAGUCUUGUCAUCUGGCAAAAAAAAAAUACAUGCAUCGUAAAGAAUUACAGUAACCUUGUACCAGUUUACAUUCUGUCAUUAUUUGUCAAAUGGUUGAUUUUUAGGACAUCUCAGCAUUGUAGUUCUUCGAAUUUUGGCAUUACAUGUAUUUUUGGAGAAAGUAAAUCCAAUACAGUAGCUUUGAUUUCUAUAAACAGUUGCUAACAGUAGUUUUAUGUUGUUGAUUUAAGUUGAUAAGAAUUAGUAUUAAACUAUUUAAAUGAUAGAAUAUUCCAGAUUUUGUAAUUAUAGAUUUCAAGGAUGUAGUAUCUUUUAUAUUCCAGAUUUUCAAAAUGUAUUAUCCACUUUUGUGUGUUGGGCAUUGUAUAUCUAAUUAGUGUUUUGUUUGACUUUCGUGUGUAAAAUGUGCACAGUGUAAAACUUUAACAAGCUAUUAUCAGAAUAUGGUGUUUACCUUUGUGCUCCCCUGUAUGGUUUUUUCCCCCACAUGAAUGUAAGUGUUGUAUUUUUGUACAGUACUGUACUAAUUCUUUGAAUCAGCAUACCAUCACGUGAUGUUUUGUUUUUAAUGAUGUGACUACUCACCUGAAAAGAAAUAAGUUUUCUUUUACAUCUAGUCAGCAUUGAAGUUCUGACCUCAAUUUCCAAUAACGAAAUGAAUAAAUAUACAAAUAU
Magallana angulata is the source of this 8232-nucleotide messenger RNA. RefSeq names its product tyrosine-protein phosphatase 10D-like. The coding region runs from base 216 to 5555 and encodes 1779 amino acids. Gene Ontology annotation, biological process: protein dephosphorylation. Gene Ontology annotation, molecular function: protein tyrosine phosphatase activity; protein binding. NCBI's taxonomy places the organism in Eukaryota, Metazoa, Mollusca, Bivalvia, Ostreida, Ostreidae. The record is from RefSeq and is a predicted model, not a curated record. The transcript is spliced from 29 exons.